Cloeon dipterum is the source of this 2490-nucleotide messenger RNA. RefSeq lists its product as uncharacterized. The record is from RefSeq and is a predicted model, not a curated record. The coding region runs from base 1 to 1995 and encodes 664 amino acids. NCBI's taxonomy places the organism in Eukaryota, Metazoa, Arthropoda, Insecta, Ephemeroptera, Baetidae. Gene Ontology annotation, molecular function: signaling receptor activity; odorant binding. The transcript is spliced from 17 exons.
AUGUGGUUGCCCACCAACGACGCCAGUCCUUCUUUGACAGAACGUUGUUUGGCAGUUUCCAUAUCCAAAAAUUCGUCGAAUCAGGGCCUGGUGCGCAGAAAUUGCGACGAAUCCCUGCCCUUCAUCUGCCAGUAUUCCGUCGACUGCCCACAGCUCUGCAACCGAAACGACUCCUUAUUCGACUCCUCAGGAAAUUUGAAAGAUAAAAAAUGCUAUGGAAUUUGGCUUGACAUCGGCAACUACACCUAUCUCUUGGGCAACAAGCCAAUGGCGUGGUUGGACAGUUACCUCAAGUGUUGCGCUUUGGGAAUGGAGGCGCUCAAUAUCGAUAGCGCAGCUGAGCAAUUGGGCCUUACCUCCCUGGCUGGGGCAAAUAAAGGCAACUGGACUGCGAAUUUCAACUACUGGACCAGCGGCACGUGGAAUGGUGCGCCAGUAAAGCAGUGGGCGUGGUGCAAGCCAAAUGGACCGACUGUUUUCGCAAAGGGUCUUGUUUGGGAACCCUCCCAGCCGGACAAUAAAGGAGGCAACGAGAGCUGCGUGCAUUUCCGCUUUACUUUGAAUUCCACUGGCACCAUCUUGACGGACCGCAAUUGCACCAAUAAAUACAUAUUCGCGUGCAAGAGUGCAUUGAAAACCACCCCAAAACCUUGCGUUGCUUCCUGCCCAAUAAAUAGCUGCGAAAGAAAUUCAAACUGGACAGUCGCCCGUAACAGUUGCUGUGAGAUUGGCCUGACUCUGGCCUCAAUGGAAUCAGCGGGGAAGUCGAGUUGCUUUUCCAGAAUUGUCACAAGUAAAUUCGCUCCGGCAAUCUAUGGUGACUACUGGCUAUCCGGCACUGAUCUGGGAUGCGACUCGAACUUCCGCUGGUGCACCCUGAGCCGGGACUUCGUCCACCCUGAGCUUACUUGGAAGGAGGGACACCCGAAACCCGGCCUGGAUUGCGUUUAUCUCGAAGUGAGGAGUGGAUCCAUGUUGCUGGCCACCGAUGACUGUGGCGAAAACAAGAAUUUUCUCUGCGAAGUGAGAAAGAAGGCUACCUUUAAAAGGGCAAUGCAAACCGAAUGUGCAGAAACCUGGGACAUCACCGUUGACCAAAUCGAUAUGCUUAUGAACGUGAGCGCAUAUCUCACGGCCACUAUAUCGCUAAAUUUGAAGUGCUUCUUGAAAUGCGUUGGAGUUGAAAUUGGAAUGUUUGGCGUUGGGGGAUUGGACGCCAUAGCAACGCUGCGACAAAUAGAGCUCGUGUCCCAGGAGGAUCCCGUGAAAUUGGAGACGGGAUUUGUGGCUUAUGAUCAAUGCAGUGGCAUCAGUUCUGACGACGAGUGUGGAAUUGCUGACGAAACUUUCAAGUGCGGCCAGGAAAAAGCACCUGAUUUGGUUUCAAAAAUCAUCGCGAACAACUUCGAUAACAAUACAAUGCUUUAUCCACCAACUCCUUGUGUUCCGGUGCACCGAGCUUGUUGGAUUUCGAAUUCUACUCCUUGCGUAAAAAAUCAAACCUUAAUCGACUUAUUGAAUGAAACUGGGACAUACAAAUCUGGAACCUUUAAGAAAGUUGGAAACCGGACAUUUUAUUCCACCGAAGAUUCGACUGCUCCAACUCCGUAUGAAGCCUACACUCGUUGCUGCGAACUCGGAAUGCAUGUCAUCGAACCGCAGUCACUUGCUGAAUCUAAAUUUAUUUUAUCUUCAGUCACUGGUGUGAGAUACCAUAUGAUGGUGGGCGAGACAGAAUUCAUCAACCAGACGCACGAAGUUUGGUGUCGUAGCCGCACCGUUUUGGCAAAUGACAUGUUCGAUCCGCAAACAAGAUACCAAUGCAAACCGUCGCUCCUCAGAUUGGAUGUACAUCAGGCUACUUUUUUGGUCGAUUCUCUGUUUGUAAUUGAUAACAAGACCAAUGCUAGGACAGAAGUCACUGGAGAAGUGUACCCUGCUGUCGCUUCUAAAGUGGUUUCGGAUGUAGAGCGCAUUGUCUGCGAGAAACUUUAGCAAAAAUGGAAUGUUAACUAUCCAGUUUGUUCUUGAAAUGUUUUCUUUCUGGGUGACCACAAUUUUGAGUUUUCUUUUUGUGAAUUUGCACAUUUCAAAUUCAAUCAUAGUGUGCGCAUUUUAAGCAAAUAAAUUGUUUUAGUAACAUAGAUUCUUUAAUUAUACAAGGUUGAUUUAAAAAAACAGGUUUGUUUAAUACUGGAUCUUUUACAUUCUAUUUUCAACUUAAAUUAUAACGCUACAGCAGCAAUUUUGUGUGUAUUUUCCCUCAAAAACAUUGACACUUUUGUGAACACUAGAAAUGGAGUGUAUACGAAUUGAAUAUGACUUUUCUUCUGAAUUAAUACUUUACAAGAAAAGAAAUUAGGCUGUGAAAUAUUGUUUCUAUCUCACCACUCUGCUAAAUUCGUGAAGUAAAGUCUGCGGGGACGUCUCCCACAAUUCUUUCCCAUUGUUAACGUGUGGAAAUAAAACUCUCAAGUUAUUCGUGUGUCA